UUGAAGCGGAGCUUAGAUUAUAUAAUUUAUAUAAACAUCUUCAAUAUUUAUAUGAAAAGCUACAGAAACAAGCUCAGUAAUACGUAUCCUACGGGCAUAUGUGACAUUUAAAUGAAAACAAAAAUGAUUUUAAAACUAAUGUUCCUCGUAGCGUUUACGUUUUUCACAGCGUUUGGUGAUGGAGAGCUUUCGAUGGAAAAGUUAGAGAUGACUAUCAAAUUGAUAGAGCAUGACAUUAAUGGGAUGAAACGGAAAGUCUGGAUCGAGCUUCCAGAACAAUUGUAUCGUUUGGAAAAGGAGUUAUCGAAUCGAUCAUUCGUCGAAAGUAAUGUGCAUAACGACAGUGCUGGAAAAUGCGAUUCAUCUGUAAAACCCUUACAAAAUAUUGAUAACCUUCAUGACAGGUUGACAAAAGCGUUUGAAGCUGAAAAAGUCAGAGCAAAAAUUACUGAAAUAAAACUUGAACAAUUGGAAAGUACUCUGAAUAAGUAUUUAGAAAAUGUGGAGAGAAUCAACGCAAACAAUUUGAAAAUCAGGGUGCUAAAAGAGGAAAUUUCUAAAAUAGUACAAUCGGAUACGAACCGAUGGCAAAUUAUCCAAACCUUGCAGCUCCAAUUAAAAAAAAACUCAUGACGAAGUCAUGUCAUUCGAUGCAUGGAAAGGAAACCAACUGGAUUCAAAUGAGAACUUAACAAAGCUGAUCGGAGAUCUAUCUAACACACUUGUUGCAGUCAAGAGUUCUGUAGAACAACUGGAUCGUAUGAACUUUAAACAGUCAUACGAGCCAUCUUUCGUCAGUAAGUGGUAUUUGAUGAAAGCGCUAGACGAACAGCUCUCACAUUUGACUAUUGAGCAUGGAUUAGGGGUUUUACCAUAUAAAGUUGAGGUUCAAAUUCGUCCUGUUUCAGGCCCCAAUUCCGGCUGGGUUUUUAAAGGUGACAGUGCAUUCCGUAGUGAUGACGACGUGAAUAAGGUUUAUGGAGGAAUAGUGUAUUUCUACAACGAAAAGAAAGUGGAAUUACUUGAGCCAGUGAAAGGUAAUCAAAAUCGAGACGUAGGUGUUAUCAUCAACACUGGACAGGAAGAUGGAAGACGGUUGGGAAAUAACCACGACGCUGUGAAUGAGGCGUUUGUUCGUGUAAAGGUUUGGGCUCCGUGGGAUCUUCCUACACCGGACUUUCAAUCACAAUGGCUACCAUUGGAUAUAACAGAUCCAGCAGAGACAUACCAAGAAAUUGAACACUCGUUAGGCGGGUAUCCUGCAUUACUGUCUAUCCAGAUUAAGUGCGAGUCCCCGAAGAGCUACCUUAUAUCCGACGGAACGGGAGAAGCGACUGUUCAUACUAGGGAAUGGGAUGCCAGUGGUGGUACAGUAUGGUCAUACAACGAGAAAUACGUGAGGGUUUGGAUCGGGCAUGAUUUAAAAAUAAAUUACGACUAUAGGUUGUUUGGUGACGUAGAUGGGUGGUUCAAAAUAUUGGAUGGAUUUGACACAAAGCGCGGACAUGUUCGAGUACUGGCAUGGAAAAGAACAACAUUUGGCAAUGGACAAUUUGCAUCUGUUUCAGACGAAGCUGUUCCGUUUCCUACCGAGUUGCAACCAUUCAAAGCUAUUGACUAUGAACGCGAUUUAGUUUCGUUAUUUGUGGAAGCUAACGAAGGUCCGAAUAAGGGGUUUCGAUUUCCGGCAUUUGGAAGUUCACAAGCUCAGACCUCUUCACUUGGCGGCGUCGUGUUCGCCUAUAAACAGACUGGAGAGCUCAGACUGUGGCGACCUAACCCAAAUAUGGAUGGAUUCCUCGUCUUCGUUCCACCUCCCUAUGGGAACGGCGUGCACAGCCAAGCCACGAACAAUGCAUCGUAUGUUGCUGUUUUGCUGAAAGGAUGAAAGCCGAGAUGUAAAAUAUCAAAACAGCUGUAACACUUUCCUAACGUCAUAUUAAUUUCUAAAUCAUUCAAUUGACCACACAUUCAGAUAAAUUAUAUGUGACGGAAAAAGAUUGAAUAUGCUUUUCUGAUUCUAAACGUUAAAUAUACAUGUUUUGACUUAUUGUUGUGUUAGCUUAAAAAAGCAAUGGCAAAUAAAAUUGUCCUCAUAUUCAUGAAUUUUAUGUUGAAGUUGAUACAUGUAUGUAUAAACUUGCUUUAAUCUGUAUGCAUGCAACUGUAUUUAUCUUUAGAUGGGAGUAUCUAUUUAGAAACAAUGUAAUAAAAAUUGCCAAAUGCAUCCGGCAUUCU
Molecule: messenger RNA, 2238 nt
Organism: Mya arenaria
Lineage: Eukaryota; Metazoa; Mollusca; Bivalvia; Myida; Myidae
Exons: 1
Coding region: 641-1888 (415 amino acids)
Source: RefSeq, a predicted model, not a curated record